This is a messenger RNA of Cyprinus carpio (common carp), 4916 nucleotides long. RefSeq names its product regulation of nuclear pre-mRNA domain-containing protein 2-like. Gene Ontology annotation, cellular component: RNA polymerase II, holoenzyme. Gene Ontology annotation, molecular function: RNA polymerase II C-terminal domain binding. The record is from RefSeq and is a predicted model, not a curated record. Lineage: Eukaryota; Metazoa; Chordata; Actinopteri; Cypriniformes; Cyprinidae. Gene Ontology annotation, biological process: mRNA 3'-end processing.
AUGGCGGCCGCGUUGGAGUCAUCGAUGGACCGGCGAUUUCAGGGAGUCUCCAACACGAUGGAGUCCAUCCAGGGAUUGUCCUCGUGGUGCAUCGAGAACAAGAAGCACCACAGCCUCGUCGUGCGCUGCUGGAUGAAGUGGCUGAAGAAAUCGGAUGCCCAUCACAGGCUCAAUCUCUUCUACCUCGCUAAUGAUGUCAUUCAGAACUGCAAAAGGAAGAACGCUAUCAUUUACCGAAACACCUUCGCCGAGGUGCUGCCAGACGCCGCCCUGCUGGUCAAGGACGCUAAAGUGUGUAAGUCAGUGGACAGGAUCUUCAGUAUUUGGCAGGAGAGGAACAUUUAUCCUGAGGAGCUGAUCUCUGAGCUGAAGGCCAGUCUGCAGAAGAAAGAGAAGGAGAAAGAGAAAGAGAAGGAGAAGAAGGAGAAAGUGAAAGAGCAACAGCCUUCUCCUGCCCCAGUCAACCCCAGAACUGCUCUGAAGUCUAAAAUUGUUGCAGAGUUUGUACCGCAGGAUUUUGUGGAGCAGUUAAUGUCUUACAAGAACUCUCUGGACGAGAGUGAUUUAAGAGAGAAGCAGCUAGCUGCUCUCAGAGUGGACGUCUGCAGCACAGAGGCCCUCAAAAGGUUAAAAGAUAAAGCAGGAGGGAAUACGUUCUCAAAGGACUUUGAGGAGGGAAGCACAAAGCUGCAGGAAUUUGUGACGUUCCUGGAGGGCCAGAUAAAAGCAGGACCCCCGCUGCUGGAGGCGCUGGGAAACGCAGACAUCUUUUACGAGAUGCAAUACAAAGAGGUCAAAAUUGUUGCAAAUGCGUAUAAAGCUUUCGCCAAUCGCGUCAGUAGCCUGAAGCGUAAGCUGGAUGCGCUGAAGGCCACAUUGCCCGGUCUGGAUGACUCUCCCAUCCCUUCCCCCUCUGAAGAUGCCCCGUCCCCCAACGGCUCAGAGUCACCCUUCCAUGGCAUGAGCUCCAGGAGAGGUUUGGGAAGUGGGGAUGGAAACGGAGGGAGAGGUUUGGAGCCACAGAAGGACAACAGAGAUAUAGAAGACAUGGACAUGUCUGAGGAAGAGGAAACGAAGGCAAAUGCUGGAAUCGUUGUUGAUGAGAGAAAAGAGAUGUCAAGUCUUCCAUCUGUGUCCAAGAUUACGAAUGAUACAGCAACAAAAAGCUCUCACAUCACUGCUUCUAAACCAUCCCAGAUUUUAGCAACUCCAACAAAGACGGUGUCUGUGUCAUCAACCAAUCAAACGCCUCCAGCAAACACCACACCCAUUAUGACCACACCUGUACCUGCCCCUGUCGUUAGCCCCUCCCCCCUACAGGUGAACUUGGCCAAUGUGGAUCUGGGCAAGAUCAGCUCCAUUCUGAGCUCGCUCUCCAAUGCAAUGAAGACCACUGGCGUCAGUCCUGUGUCCCGUCCUUCCCCUGGCACACCUACUACACCAUCCAGCCAUGCUGCCUCCUCCAAAGCCCCUCCUUUGACCCCUGGCAGCAUUCCCUCAUCAAAUCCUCUGGCUAGCAUCUUGUCUAAAGUGGAUUUCUCCCCCGAGAACAUCCUGAAUGUCCUCACAAAAACACAGACUCACAGCCCCAACCUGCAGGGUUUGUCUUCUCUCCUUUCAUCAGCUCGUUCAGGCGCUCUCACCACUCCAGACCCUGUUCCGUCUUCAUCUGCCUCUUCUUCAUCAUCUUCAGCUGUCACCACAGCUGCAGCGACCUCCACCACAACCACUCAGAAGGCCCCAAAGCCCACAUGCAACAAUUUCAAGCGAGAGUCUGAACGAGAGAAAGGGAGAGAGUGGGAGAAAGUAAAAGAGAGGGAAAGAGAAAAAGAAAGGGAACGAGUUAAAGAGAGAAAGAAAGAAAGUGAGACCGAGGCUGUGGUAGUGCCCAGCCUGGAGUCUAAGAUCAAGAGUUUCCUCCAGGGAAAUCCUGGUUUCAGCGCUCUCGGACUUGGCUUGGAUGAGGCGGGCAGCAAUAGCCCUCUUCUCGUCGGUGGGGAUAACCUGGAUGACACCCCUGUCCGAGAUGAGAGCGGCAGCACGCCCACCCAAGAUGAAAUUAUGGACACGCCCCAUGAACUCAGUGAACCCCAGAGUGCAAGUCUGUCUGGAGGUCAUAACCUUUCACCCACAGCCUAUCACAGUGACCCCUGGGAUGCCGUGAUCACUCCACGAGAAGCACUGGGAGAAAACGGGAGGAAAGACAGGGAUUACCGCACACCACCACCCUCGCGACUUGCCGCCUUUAGCCCAAGUGCGACUAAACCAGUCAAGGCCAUGACUAAAACCAAAGACGUAGAAGGGUCGAAGAGAAAAGUAUCGGGUUUGAAUGUUCCAUCAGCUGCCAUAGUGCAGGAUUCGAAAAUAAAGGCAAAGAUGUACGGAGAUGGAGAGAAAAAUGCAUCCUCCCGCAGGCCAAAUGGAGGAUCCGACGUUAGGAGGAAAGACAAGGAAAGGAAAGCUUCAGCUGACAAUGGAGACCACUACCAUCGCAUUGAGACUCUUGUUUCUUCAUCCUCCAGUGAGGGAGCACCAAUCGAAACCCUUGAUUAUGGCAACCGCAUCCAAACUGUGGAAAGCAUCCGCGUGGUUGGGAGAGUCCUGAGAAGAGGGAGCAGUGCGGGUUCUAGAGUGGGCGGGGACUGGUAUGAAGAGGAGGAGUUUAUGGAAGCCCUGCCUCCACAUCGCCCUGCUUGUCGCAGCCAUGAGAGUUCUGAGGAGUUGGGAUUGGUCCCUCCUCUUCCUGCUCACCUUCCGCCCCCUUCGCAGUAUCCACCUCCUGCCUAUCCAAACAAAGACCCCAUACGACCUUCUCAUGGCAUUCCUCAACACCAUCCUCCCCCUCCGUUUUUUCCCUCUUCCAUUCCUCCAGUCCCACCGCCCCUUCCUCCCAUCCCUCAAGCCCCACCUCCUUCCAGAGACUUCUGCCUUUCCUCAAACUCCACUGUUAUGGUCGGAGGGGUCCUUGUACCGAUAGACCGAGUCCUACCCUAUCCACCUGCCAACCUCCAUCCUGAUGGAGCGGGGCAUGGAGGUAGCGGUGGUAGUGCCCCUCCCAGAGGCGGCAAACCCCAACUCCCUUCCUUGUUAGGAGACCCCCCUCGCCAAGGCACAGUGAAAGAGCAGUUCGUCUUGCACCACACCCCACCUCUUCACCGGCCCGGCACCCCGGGAGUUCCUCCACCCCUCCUGGGCAGAAUUCGAGAGGGACCCAGUCCCACACCACCAUCACCCUCUACCCCAACCACACCUACUCCUUCAUCCCCAGCUGGGGAACCCCAUCCUCAUUUGUCUGCCCCCAACCGCCUACCCCUCCACACCCCAAAUCAAAGACCCCGCCGCCCUUCCUCCCCUCAGCCCCUCCUCCAAUUACCAAACCAGCAUCACGCACGUCGUUCCCCACAGUUUCCCAGAGGUUCCUUGCCCCUUAACCGUGAACCCCUUCUACCUGGGACAAAGCGCCCUGCUGCUGGUUUCGGCAGUGGGCCUUUCAACCCACCCAAAAGACCUUUUCUGCCCCCUCGAUAUUAGCAUCUCAGAAUGAGUGCUAAGCGUGAAAUAGGAAGUGUAGCAAGUUGCAUUACCUGCUAAUCUCGGCGUGAGAGUUAUACUGCAUGUAAAUACACAUGCUCCUGCUCCAUGUUACAGCACUACUCUUCUCAGUGAAGGAAGGUUUUGGAUGCCCUAAAGAUGAACUAGGAGGAGGAGAAUGUGGAGAUCCAGAAACAUCCAUGGAAUAUGAAAAGGUGUUUAUCCAGUGUAAUGUGAGAGAGUGGUUGUUAAGUGUGUGUGUGUGUGUGUGUGUGUGUGGUUUAUGGAAGACUUGUAAGUAGAAACGCGAUAUCUCUUUCCUUCUAGUAACUGUUACUUCACUUCUCCACCGUAUAACACUUGCUUUGCUUUUUUCUUUCUUUUUGAUGUAAAAUACUAGUUUAUGCCGUUGAGGGGUUACAGAUAAGGUUUUUUUUUUGGUUGUUGGGGGGGGGUUGUCAAUUUUUUUUUUUUUUUUUUUUUUUUUUUUUUUGUCUCUCAACCUGUUACUCUUUGACUUUGUGCGCAAAGCCAGUGGAUUUCAACUUUUAUUCCUGAGUGAUUAAAUUAUUGACAAAGAUGUAAUGCUAGGCAACCAUAAUGGCUUGUAGUGAUAAAAAAAAAAUAUCCACUUUAUCAGCUUUCACCAAGAUGUGAAGAUGUAGGCUCACAGUGCGUACAGUAUAAGCUAACCAAGUGUUCAAGGCAUAACUACUCGGUAGUUUUCCAGUGCUUUUCAAGAGUACUUUCCAAUUUUUUUUCUUUUUCUUGAUAGAGUUCUUACAUGUGUUCUGAUUAAUAAAAGCAUUGUGACAAGAAAUAUUACUGAAAGGAAGGAGACUAUUCUAUUCUUUGCAGGUGGUCUCAUACUUUGUUCAAGAACAAAUGUACCUGGAUUCUUUUCUGUCAUUUUGUUUUGCUCUCCUGUAAGUCUUCUAACUUCAUGAUGUCCAACGUGUUUACAGGAAUGUGCAGAGUUUGAAUACACCGCUCUGAAUAUUAUGUCUAAUCGAUAGUUGAGGAAAGAAUUAGUUUGGUUUCAUUACUUUCAGGUUUCCAUUGUAUCGGUUAAUCUUUAAAGUCAGUUCUUCGUCUCGAGGAUGUAAGAUAAUGACCGUUAGUUUAACCCUUUAUCAUGUACACAUGAUUGUAAUGUGUGAGUUCCUGUCUUUGUGUUCUACACAAGCCACACUUUCAUGCAUUGCAUUUUCAGAAUGUGAUGUACCAUACAUUGUUCGUAAAGCAAAAGCAAACAGUACUGCUUUUCAACAAAAUGUCUGACAAUUUAAAUGUGAAUAUUACAUGUAUAUUGUUGUAGUUCCCAUGCAUUGUGUAAGAAAAAAAUAGUUGAAAUCUUUCUUCAAGUGCUGACGUUGAAUAUUUGA